This is a messenger RNA of Polyodon spathula (Mississippi paddlefish), 1147 nucleotides long. RefSeq names its product zinc finger protein 213-like. The record is from RefSeq and is a predicted model, not a curated record. Lineage: Eukaryota; Metazoa; Chordata; Actinopteri; Acipenseriformes; Polyodontidae. The coding region runs from base 75 to 1118 and encodes 347 amino acids. Gene Ontology annotation, molecular function: zinc ion binding; nucleic acid binding. The transcript has 2 exons.
CCUGUGUGCUGUCAUUUCUGGUCCUUCCCAAAAGCUCCACCCACUACCCUCCCACAGGUGGUGUCAGAAGUGGGAUGAGCAUGGACCGGCACACCCUGCAAGCCGUUCUGGAGGAUCAGGAGAGACACCGUGAUGGUAUAGAGCGGCGUCGGGAAGAACGGGAUGCUCAGAGGGAUGCUGAGCGUACAGCCCACAUGACUGCGAUGGCUGACAAGAUGGCGGCCAUGUGUCUGGCCAUUCAGAACCUGGUAGUGGCCCAAGCCCAAGCUCAGGUCCCGGUCGCAGCAGCUGGACCAGUGCUGCCAGUGCCCAAAAUCCGUCUGCAAAAGAUGACCCCAGAAGAUGACCCGGAGGCCUUCCUGACCACAUUUGAGCGGAUGGCUACAGUGUCAGGGUGGCCAGCCGGAUGUUGGGCAGCCCAACUAGCCCCCUGUCUAACUGGUGAAGCGCAGGCAGCAUACCAGGCUCUGAGCAACGUGGCGGCGGAAGAUUACUCCCAGGUGAAGACAGCUAUCCUCCGGCGCCUUAAUAUCACCCCGGAGACGCAUUGCCGGCGUUUCCGGAGUUACAAGCGGCUGGAGGGAACCCGGCCUCGCAUCAUGGCCCAGCAACUCUGGGACCAUCUGACCCGCUGGCUGCGUCCCACUGAACGGACCACCCAACAAAUCAUGGAGUCUGUGGCGGUCGACCAGUUCCUGGAGGUGUUGGAACCAGAGACUCGAGCCUGGGUCGCUCGCCACAGUCCCGAGACGAUGGACACGGCCGUCGAGCUGGCGGAGGCCUUCGAGGACGCACUGCUUCGGGUGGACCCCAGUCCAGCUCCAGUGAGGCAUCGGCCUUCGCCAGCGCACCCAAAGACUGCAACGAGGCCUUCAGUUUUCCCCGUCCCUUUGAGCGCCUCUCCUCCAAAGUGGAGACAGAGGUUAGCUCCCAGCUGGGCUAGAGAGAAUCCUUGGACCUCCCCUAGUGGACCAAGGGACAAACAGCCGUCUCCCACAGCGCCGCCUUCCCCUACCUGCUUCCGGUGCCACGAGGUGGGGCACAUCGCGAGAUUCUGUCCCAUCGCGAUGGAGUGUGACGUGGCCUUGCGAUGUCCGGCUGCAGAGGGUGAAGCUUGAAAAUCUUGGACACUGUUGGAUUACUGGAG